ACUGACAAGCAUGACCCUUGACUCCUCCCACAGAGGCGACCUGACUCCAGAUGAAGUGGUGGACCUUGUGAACCGGGGCCUAAGAGCGGGAGAGAACACCUUCAGAAUAAAAGCCCGGUCCAUUCUGUGCUGCAUGCGUCACAUGCCCAACUGGUCCAUGGAGGUGGUGGAGCUGUGUAAGAAGUAUCGGCACAGUGGGGUGGUGGCCAUCGACCUGGCAGGAGACGAGUCUCUGAACUGUGAGGCCCACCCGGGGCACAGGAAGGCCUUUGAGGAAGCUGUCAGAAGUGGGGUGCACAGGACCGUCCAUGCAGGAGAAGUGGGCCCACCGUCAGUGGUGAAGGAGUGAGGGUUACCUACCCAGACACAAUAUGACUUAUCGGCAGACUUCACCUCGACCCGCAUUGCUGCCUGAGGAUGACUGAGGUGGAAAGGUGUUGUAAGCACCUGAGUGCUUAUAAGCUGAGUGGCUGUGUUCUGCGCUUCGAUCUUUCAGCGAUCACUUUCAGUGAUCACAUCAGCUUUUGAGCCCCAUGAAAUCAAUGAACUUUCCCCUGGUGUAAUUCUAAGCUGGCUCCCUCAUGGUUUAAAUGGGUCAAGGCCGAAACUUGGGUCUGGGGACACCCAGGGCUCAAUGAAGGCGUCCCAGGGGGUAUUUGGCAUCAAGUGGAAAAAUACAAAUUUUCAGUCUUAAUAUUAUUUUAUGUAUAGUUCCAUAUCUCCUGAAUGAUGUAUUUAAGACUUUCUGAUUUUCAGUGGUUGUGUAUUUACAUUAAUAUGGUAUUAAAUGCCUAUCCAGUAUAGAUGGUUCUAUUUUUGGCAUGUAUCCACUUAUCGGCGUGAAAAAUCACCACUGCAGUGUUGGCUGUGGUUAGUGUUUGAUAAAACUGUCUUUUUAGGGGCCCAUGUAAACUUUUGUCGGCCUUGGUGUAAGGCACACUUCUUAGAGACCGUUUGUUAUGAUGAAGCAGCUUCGUGACUAUUGGCAGAAUAACAGCGCAGAAUUCACAAAAGUGAAUCCACAUUUGUGGGACUGUCUCUGUGAUUAU
This is a messenger RNA of Anguilla rostrata (American eel), 1049 nucleotides long. RefSeq names its product adenosine deaminase-like. Gene Ontology annotation, cellular component: external side of plasma membrane; cytosol. The transcript is spliced from 4 exons. Gene Ontology annotation, biological process: T cell activation; adenosine catabolic process; negative regulation of adenosine receptor signaling pathway. The coding region runs from base 11 to 349 and encodes 112 amino acids. Lineage: Eukaryota; Metazoa; Chordata; Actinopteri; Anguilliformes; Anguillidae. The record is from RefSeq and is a predicted model, not a curated record. Gene Ontology annotation, molecular function: adenosine deaminase activity.